This is a messenger RNA of Spirodela intermedia, 348 nucleotides long. The record is from the annotation of a GenBank genome assembly. NCBI's taxonomy places the organism in Eukaryota, Viridiplantae, Streptophyta, Magnoliopsida, Alismatales, Araceae.
AUGCGAAAGGCAGACGACAAUGGGGGACGUAGGUAUCGGGUGCGGAGGUACGAGAAAACGUCUGCUUCCCCUUCAUCUCCCUCUCUCACCUCACCGUCAUUAGUUGUUGCUCUAGCGAAUUUUAAUAUAUUGAAGUUUUCCCACGCAUGUGAAGGAAAGAGCUCGUGGCCGGAGCUCGUCGGAGCCCCAGGGACCUUGGCCGUGACCAUAAUCGAGAGGCAGAACCCUCUAGUUCACGCAGGAAUCGUACCGGAGGGGACGAUCGUCAUCCUCAACUUCGUUUGUAACAGGGUCCGGGUUUGGGUAAACAAGGCAGGCAUCGUUGUCACAACCCCCGUGAUCGGAUAG